AAAUACGCCGUGGACGGCAUCAACGUCUUCGCCGUCAACCUGCUGCCGCUGGUGCUGGUGACACUGGUGCUGGGUUACGUGGACAGCCACAACCGCUUGACCAGUUCCUCCGUCAAGUUCACAUUGGCUUUGCUCUCCAUCAUGCCUCUGUCCUACUACAUCGGGAUGGCCAUCGCCAGCAUCUCAGCCCAGAGCAAUUUUGCGGUGGGAGCGGUGGUGAACGCCACGUUCGGGUCCAUCACGGAGCUCACCUUCUACAUCACGGCGCUCAUCAAGGGCUCGCGCGAGGGCAACCGCUGCUAUGCCGAGAUCGUCAAGUCGGCCUUGACGGGGACCCUGGUGGGAUGCGUCCUCUUCGUCCCGGGUCUGUGCAUGGUCAUCGGGGGCAUCCGGCACCAGGAGCAACGGUUCAACAGCCGCUCGGCGGGGGUCAGCUCGGCGCUGCUCUUCCUCUCUGUGGGAGGCGUCUUUGCCCCAACGCUCUUCUCCAAGGUGUACGGGAAGCUGGUCUGUGGCGAGUGUCACAAUGUCACCCAGAACCCGCUGGGCCACUACCUCUGUCACAACUGUCACUUUGACCUGAUGGAGAACAACGGCACCCUCUACUACAGUCACGUCCAACCCCUGGUGUACACAGUGUCCCUCCUGCUCCCCGCCGCUUACCUCAUCGGGCUCUUCUUCACCCUGAAAACUCACUCGCACAUCUACGACAUCCACAUCAGCGACUGUCACAUGCCUGGUCACCACCACAGCGCUGUGGUCCACUGGUCUCGCUGGCGGGCCCUGGUCAUCCUCCUGCUCUCCACCCUCUGCAUGUCGGCCUGUGCCGACCUGGCCACGGAGCACAUCAGCCCCAUCCUCACCAACUCCACCGUCUCCCAGUACUUCAUCGGUGUCACUGUGUUGGCAAUGGUGCCUGAGCUGCCGGAGAUCGUCAAUGGCAUCCAGUUCGCCCUGCAGAACAACCUGAGCUUGAGCAUCGAGAUUGGGAACUGCAUCGCUGUCCAGGUCUGCAUGCUCCAGAUCCCCAUCCUGGUGCUCUUCACCAUCUUCUACCCGACCAACUUCACACUUGUCUUCAGCGACCUCCACGUCUACGCCAGCAUGUUCAGCGUGGUCCUCAUGAACUACAUCUUCAUGGAUGGCAAAUGCGACUACUUCCAAGGCACGGUGCUGGUGAUGGUCUACUUCAUCCUCCUGGCUGUGUACUUUUUCGCCCCAUCACCCAGUGGUUGCUGA
This is a messenger RNA of Pterocles gutturalis (yellow-throated sandgrouse), 1239 nucleotides long. Its product is annotated as putative cation exchanger C521.04c. The annotation marks the transcript as partial. The record is from RefSeq and is a predicted model, not a curated record. Gene Ontology annotation, molecular function: calcium:proton antiporter activity. Gene Ontology annotation, cellular component: membrane; endomembrane system. The transcript has 12 exons. Gene Ontology annotation, biological process: intracellular calcium ion homeostasis; calcium ion transmembrane transport. NCBI's taxonomy places the organism in Eukaryota, Metazoa, Chordata, Aves, Pterocliformes, Pteroclidae.